AUGGACUCUUUCCUGAAGCAGCAGGUGCCAUUGCACAAGGGCAACGACGAGAUUAAGACUUCUUGGCAAACCGCAAGUCACUCUUUCUCUCGUAAAGAGCAAAACGAUACAUCAAUGAAGGUCCGCAAUGAGAUAACGUUGGGGCGGGGGAGGAACGUUCAUGAGGUCAGAGAUGCAAGUCUGCCCCGUCGCCUGCUCUCUUCUCUUGCCUUGCUGGCUUCCGUGAGCAUCUGCUGGUGGCUGGUUCGAACGUCACCGCUCAACUUUCAUUCCAUCUUGGGCGACAUGCAGUUUCGCGAUGGCAACAGUGGCUUCCAGGCCGUCCUGGGAGCCACCCUCGGUGCCUUCAUCGCCGGCCCAGUUGCUGCGGCGUCGGACAGCCCGUACACGCCUUUCGUUCCGAUUGAUCCCCAGGACUGGGUCAAUCCGGACAACAUGACAUGGGGUGACUUCAUUCCACCACCAGGCACGAAUUGGUCGGACCCGGCGCGCAAGGGAUCCAGCCGCAACUUCAACAUCGCCCUGGUCGUCGUCGACUACCCCGAUAGACCGUUCGUCAUCACUCAGCCGGCGCACUCGACCAUCUUCAACAACCCUCAGCCUGCAGGUGCUGACAUCCCCCGGGAGAACGUUCCAACCUUCUACCGCGACCUCCUCAAUACGCCGAAUGAGCUGAAUAAUGGGCACACUCUUCACGAGUACUGGAUGGAGGACUCGGUCGGCCGCUUCGGAGUCGAUCUGACCGCCUUUGGUGCUUACCAGCUCUCUGGCAACGGCUAUCAAUACGGGAUUGAUGGCGGCUUUAACCCAGGUGCCUGUCCCGAGGGAGAGACUUGCGACCUGAACAUUCGCACCGAUGCGCUCGCCGCUUGGCGUGCCGAGGUCGGAAACGCCACUGCCGAUGCCUUUGAGCUGGUCUUCAUCCUCUCUGCCGGUCAAGACGAAUCCUCAACAUGGCAAGAGUUUGGCGAGAUGAAGUUCAAUAGUCCCGAAGACGUACCGGAUGAGUUCGGCCCCCCGAAAAAGGGAAACAGCUCCCAGACCAACUAUGCGCGCACACGUUACGUUCCUUGGACCUCCUGGGCGGCGGCAUCGACACUCUGGCCCAACGCCGGUGGUGGCUCGUCUACUCAAGGCGAGAGCUCUGGCAUGGCUGUCUACGCCCACGAGCUGAGCCACUUGCUCGAUAUCGGCGACAACUACAAUAACCCGUAUGGUCUUCCCCUGCGCAGAGCAUACACCGGGCCGUGGUCCAUGAUGUCGCGCGGCUCUUUCAACGGCCCCGGCGGUCCUCAUACCCGUUGGCAGAUCCCGGCGCUGCAGGGUGCGUCGAUGGGCUCGUUGCAUACUUUGCGCGACAAGUUCCAGCUCGGACUGAUUGACAAGACUGAUAUCCUGUGGCUGUCUCGCGAAGGGCUGGCAACCUCUGGAGUUGCUGUUGCCAACCUGGUUGCUCGGUCUGUCGAUCCGGGCGAUGGAUUGAUGGGUGUCCGCAUUAUCAUGGAUGGCGACCGAUCCCCGGCAUGCAACAUCACGACGGAAGUGCUCUGCGACGGCGGUAGCUGGGAUAACUACGAUAUCGAAGUUGUGGACCGCAUGGGAUCAGACUCUUUCCAGCCGGAUUCCGGUGUCUUGCUCAGCAAGUCCAAGAAUGUCGACAACCAGCCCUUCCAGUGGGUUAUCGACGCAAACCCAGAGGACAUUGAGCUCAUUGACUUUUACCGGCCCAACGGCUCCGUGGCGAUGAUCACCCUCGGCGACUAUCGUCAGCUCGCUGACGCGCUCUUCCACGCAGGCACGAACUCUGGCAGCGAGUUUGAGUUUAUCGAUGUGCCCAACAGUUUGCACUUCUACAUCGUCGACCGUCACCGCGAUGAUGAGGGUAUCCUCUCAUACACUGUCGCUGUCCGCUCUCUGACGGGCGAAGGCGGCGCGAGCAUCCACGACGUCUCGCUGGAAAAUGGCGCCGUGACGGGCGCCAAGAACGGCACGGCUGCUACCCAGGGCGUGACGUGCUCGUUCCAGCUGACCAACAGUGGCACCUACGUCGCCGUCGACCCUGAUGCGGCCCAGCACCCUGAGGAUGUCUCCGCCUUCCUAGGUUCAGACGUCUACAGGCUGAGCGCCGAAGUUGAGGGUACCGGCUGGCGGGUGGAUUUGCCCAAUGCUCUUGUCACGGCCAAGUUCGGCGAGAUUAAGACGGCGUACGUUUCGGUUGGCGCCGCGUCCGAUGCGGCGAGCACGGCGGUGGUGACGCUCAAGGCGACGUCGGAGUCUGAUCCGUCUGUAGCUGCAACGGCGCAGUGCCAAGUGACCAAGUCAUGA
Colletotrichum paranaense is the source of this 2325-nucleotide messenger RNA. RefSeq names its product M6 family metalloprotease. The record is from RefSeq and is a predicted model, not a curated record. NCBI's taxonomy places the organism in Eukaryota, Fungi, Ascomycota, Sordariomycetes, Glomerellales, Glomerellaceae. Gene Ontology annotation, molecular function: peptidase activity. Gene Ontology annotation, biological process: proteolysis. The coding region runs from base 1 to 2325 and encodes 774 amino acids. The transcript is spliced from 2 exons.